This is a messenger RNA of Aureobasidium subglaciale EXF-2481, 1860 nucleotides long. RefSeq lists its product as uncharacterized. Gene Ontology annotation, cellular component: alpha DNA polymerase:primase complex. The transcript is spliced from 2 exons. The coding region runs from base 29 to 1552 and encodes 507 amino acids. NCBI's taxonomy places the organism in Eukaryota, Fungi, Ascomycota, Dothideomycetes, Dothideales, Saccotheciaceae. The record is from RefSeq and is a predicted model, not a curated record. Gene Ontology annotation, biological process: DNA replication, synthesis of primer.
GCUCAAAGGAAUAGCAUACACAUACAAAAUGUUGGCAGCCAGACCAGUCGCACGACUUGACAACAAGCGGAGGACGGUGCUCGACCCUCGCAAGAGACAAUUCGCAAAAUCACAAUGGCAAGAGCAAAGUUACGAGCAUGCCAUGAACUUCUACAAUGUCCCGCCGACCGGGGACAUUGCUCUCGAGGAGUUUGAAGAAUGGGGCAUUGCCAGACUGAAGGUACUUGCCGAACUCGAAUCGUGCCAAUUCCGUAACCGCAGCGCCGAAGAGACUCAGACAUACAUGAGGCCCAUCUUGGAGAAAUACCUCCGACUGGAUCAAAACUCUUCAAGAUCGACUGAGCACGACAUGCAACGCAAGCGUGAUCACUACUCACAUUGGACCCUCCGUCUUGCCUUUUCUGCCACAGAUGACCUUCGCAAGCGCUUCACAAGACUAGAAACACAGCUGUUCCGCCUCAGACUCAACCAGAACGACGUACGAGAGCGCAAGGAAUUCAUUCAAAGUCUCAACAUGAGCUGGGAGACUGUCGCCGACGACGAGAAGGCCCACAUGCUGGACGACUUGAAGAGCGCUACUGGUGUAUACAAGAACGAGGAGGAAUCAUGGUUCAAGGUCGACUGGGAGGACGUACCCGAACUAGUCGAACAGCGAAAAGUCCUCCUGAGGAUGGGCAAGGCCUUCGUCCACAUGCGUGAGCAGACGAGCAUGGUUGUUGGAGAGUUUAGCAGACAGCUCGAGGCCGGCCUCGAAUUGGCUGCUCGCGCUCUGCCACGAAUGGACGAAGACAACCGUCUCUCUCCAAUCCUUACCCAUCUCUCCAAGUCCUUCGCAUCACCAGACGCCCAAUACAACGCCGAUGCCUCUUCCAUCUCCGACACGACCGUCAUCACUGCCAACAUGAUCGACGCCCUAGCCUCUCACUUUCCCCUCUGUAUGCAGAGUCUUCACCGCGAGCUACGCAAGAACAGCCACUUGAAGCAUUUCGCCAGACUCCAGUACUCCCUCUUUCUCAAAGGCAUUGGUCUCGACAUGCAGGAAUGCAUUGGUUUUUGGCGAAAGAGCUUCAAGCUCAUGACAGACGACAAGUUCAAGAAGGAAUACCUCUACAACAUUCGUCACGCUUACGGCGACGUCGGUGGUGACUCCAACAGACGUGGCAGAGGCUACACGCCCUACUCAUGCCAGAAACUCAUCUCCGAAAUUCCCAGCAGUGGACAAAGCCACGGCUGCCCCUACCGCUGGUUCAGCCAAGAUAACCUGAUGGGUCUUCUUCAAGCCACUGGCGUCUCAGACCGCGAAGUCUUGAAGAGCGUCAAGGAGGACGUCACAAAGACUCGCUAUCAUAUCGCUUGUAAUCGUGUCUUUGAGCAUCAACACAAGAACGAGAUCAAAAAGGUCAAGGAUCAAUCGCUCUGGCCUGCUAGUGAGCUUGACACCAUUACACAUCCGAAUACCUACUUCAAGCGUAGUUUCAUGCUGAAGAAUCUGAACAAGUUUCAAAGUGGAGAUAUUGGUGUGGAUGGACCUUCGCAGACUUCGCAGGGUUGAGGCGCUUGUUUACUUUUAGAGCUUUAGUAUAGUGGUUCUGGGCUGGGAGCAUUUGGUGGUUUGGCGUUUGGUAGCGUUCUGGCUGGCGAGAAUAUUUGUAUUGAUGCCCUUUCUCCGUAACGUAGGUAGAUUGAACGAUGACAAGAUGUCAAUAUCUGUAUGCUUCAGUCCCUGGUUCCAUCGCUAUUUCUUGACCCGCAUACACACAAUGACCCAAGCAUGACAUCUGUUCCUCAUCCAUCUCUGCUGAAUCAGACCGCUGAUGCAGAGAACGCAUCGAGCGACGACAUCUGGGCCGCCUCACUUGC